AUGUCCCCUAGCGGCACUUCAGGCACUGGAGGAGUCCGGAACCUUCGUGCAAUAUUCGAAAACAAACCGUCGGAGGAUCAAUCUGCUUCUCCGCCAAGUCGAGGCCGGUCACCUGCUCAUUCAGAGACAUCACUUCACAGCAGACCCGUCAGUAACGUACGGGCCACAUUUAUUGCUGUCGAGAGACCUGGUGAUAGUGAAGAAGGACAACACUGGGGUUUGAGAAAGAUCAGCGACGUUACUACCAUGGCCGACAUCAAGCAAGAACCCGAUAAAGAUUCUUUGGCGAACGGGGCUGACGAUACAUCGAACGGGGCUGCUAAUACAUCAAACUCGGCUGACAAGACAUCGGACGGGGCUGACAAGACAUCGAACGGGGCUGCUUAUACAUCAAACUCGGCUGACAAGACAUCGGACGGGGCUGGCAACACAUCCAACGGGGCUGAUAAUACAUCGGACUUGGCUCCGCAACCGAACAGCGUACAUGACAGCUCGGAAUCCAAAAUGCUGCAGUCAAUUGCAGAAAAUUCUACACCUGGUGGUCUCGGUGGUAUCUUGAAAGGAUCUGAUUUCGAAGCUUCUCCACCAUCCAAAGAGCAAGCGACUGGCGCAAGAGAGCUUCCGAAGUCUCCUACACCACAGAGGACGGGUUCUCCUUCGACAAGGCCAAAUGCUAACCCAAGUCCUGGGUCGCUACCCAAGUCGACUAUUGGCAGCAGGAUCAAAGAUGCAGUGUCUUCGAACCACAAUCACCCACCUCCCCCAACCAAACUCAACACUACUAAGGAUACAAAGCCCAUCAAACCGCCUCCAACCAGACGAGUUCCGCCCACGAAACCCUCUCCGAAGACUCCUACCUCUCCUCGCUCUCCUCGAGCACCAAGACCGGUAUUGUCACCUAGGAUGGGAAAGCCUAUGACCCGAGGCUCUGGUGCCAAGCCCAUGGCCGUGGCUGAGUCUGCGAAGAACGUUUCCACGUCCGAUCGAGCGAAGAUGCCUCCUACGUCACCAAAAGAGCCGAGAUCCACUGCCUUGAGUCUACAGGGGACGGCUGCCGCUCGUCAAGCUCCCACUUCGCCCAAAACGAACGGAUCGCAGAAGGAUGCCAAACCAUCAUCACCUGAAGCCAGAUCAAGAUCUACCAGAGUAUCUGCUUCCCUUACGGCCCCUACAGCAGCUUCUGCUGCCAAAAGCGGCAAUCCUACAACUCUUGGUCGGAAGCCCACGGUCACUAGACGGGACCCCCCACCGGCGAAGAUAGCUGCUUCUACUGCUCCAGUAAUUAAGAAACCUGCAAGGUCAUCUCUUUCUUCUCAAGCCAAUGGGCCCGGCAAGGCACAGUCAGGGACCAGCGCAGCGAAGAAGGCGCAUGGUGAGGGCUUCUUGGCCAGAAUGAUGCGCCCAACCACUAGCAGUGCUCAAAAAGCCCACGAAAAGGUAGCACCUAGCAGCCCUCCACAGGCUAAGCGAGCGGCACCUGCGCAGGCGGCCAAGGGUAAAGCACGGAUAAGUAUGACGAUAUCGGACGAAGACAAAGAGAACAGCCAUCAGGGAGGGCAGGAAAUCGAUCCUUCGUCAGCUGCAUCUGAGGCAAAACAGCCCGAAAUGAAUGGUACUAGCAAUGCUGAACCUGGACCAUUAAAUGAUAUCACUCCUGCGGCGAAUGCUGAACAUUCAGCAGCAGAGGUAGAACAGGCCAGGUCCAAUGGGACUGGCGAGACUGAACCACAACCACUCAACGGUACCCCUUCCGCGGCGGAUGAUAUGAAACACACAGUCAGCUCCCAUACCGAUGCUCUCGAGGUGUCUGGCGCUUAA
This is a messenger RNA of Endocarpon pusillum Z07020, 1818 nucleotides long. RefSeq lists its product as uncharacterized. Lineage: Eukaryota; Fungi; Ascomycota; Eurotiomycetes; Verrucariales; Verrucariaceae. Bases 1 to 1818 code for a protein of 605 amino acids. The transcript has a single exon. The record is from RefSeq and is a predicted model, not a curated record.